This is a messenger RNA of Mesorhabditis belari, 1416 nucleotides long. Lineage: Eukaryota; Metazoa; Nematoda; Chromadorea; Rhabditida; Rhabditidae. The record is from the annotation of a GenBank genome assembly.
AUGUUGAGUCGAUUGAGCCCGAAAAACUAUGCUGUAGUUGGAUGCCGUUUUGGCAGUACAAUUGCUUCGUCGGAACCUACGGGCCCAGAAAUGCAUACGGCGGUGCCUGGACCGAAAUCGAAAGCAUUGACUGAUCGAAUGUCUCCACUUCAUAACACUGCCUCAAUCCGUUGCUUUGUUGAUUUCGAGAAGAGUUUCGGUAAUUAUAUGAUUUCUUCGCUGCCCCUCGGUUACAAUCAUCCCGAUCUGGUGAAAGCUGCCGCGAGUCCAAAGUUCUUGACUUCUCUUGUCUCUCGACCUGCUUUGGGAUCAUUCCCGAGAACCGAUUUUUCUGAAGGUCUUCAAGAGGCUUUAACCGAUGUGGCACCAAAGGGACUAAAGCAAGUGCAAACGAUGCUUUGCGGGACAUCGGCAAAUGAGAAUGCCAUCAAGCAGGCUUUCAUUUGGCAUAUGAGACAAAAAAGAGGAGAUAAGCCGCCAGAUCAAUUGGCGCUUGACUCUUGCAUGAAACAACAGCAGCCAGGCACUCCACAUCUCUCCGUUCUCGGCUUUGACGGUGCUUUCCACGGGCGUUCUCUUUGCAAUCUCUCCGUCACUCGAAGCAAGGCGAUUCCAAAGGUGGACAUCCCAGCAUUCGAUUGGCCGAUCGCGAAAUUCCCACGCUACAAAUAUCCAUUAGAGAAGUACAAGUCGUACAACGAUCAACAGGACAAAGAUUGUUUGGCUGAUGUUGAGGCGAAAAUUCUCGAAUGGAAUGCUAAAAAGCACGAUGUAGCAGCGUUGAUUGUUGAGCCGAUUCAAGCUGAAGGAGGAGACUUCUAUGGAAGUCCGGCUUUCUUUCAAGGACUUCGUGAUAUCACAAAGAAGCAUAAUAUUGUGUUCAUUGUUGAUGAAGUUCAAACUGGUGGUGGAGCGACGGGAACAGGUGAUAUGUGGGCUCAUUCUCAUUGGAAUCUCUCAACCCCUCCUGAUAUGGUAACAUUCUCAAAGAAAAUGCUCACUGGUGGAUAUUUCUAUGCUGAUCAUUUGAGAAUCAAUGAGAGUUAUCGAAUCUACAACACAUGGGUGGGUGAUCCGACGAAACUCUUCCUUCUUCAAGAAGUUGUCAAAGUGAUUAAGAGAGAUGGACUCUUGCAGAAGAAUAUUGAAGUUGGGAAAGAAUUCCAGAAACAACUCCAUCAAUUGCAGAAUUCUCAUCCAAACAAGCUGUCAAAUGCACGUGGCUUGGCCACCUUUGCCGCCAUUGAUUUCGCCACCGCCGAGAUGAGAGACAAAUUGUUGACGGAUGCGACUAACAACGGUCUUCAUUGUGGAGGUUGUGGCCCGCAAUCGCUUCGUUUCCGUCCAUCGCUCGUUUAUGAGAAGAAACAUAUCGAUUUAACAUUCGAGAUUCUUGAUAAAACAAUCAAGAAUCUC